Chelonoidis abingdonii (Abingdon island giant tortoise) is the source of this 6012-nucleotide messenger RNA. RefSeq lists its product as uncharacterized. Gene Ontology annotation, biological process: regulation of DNA-templated transcription. The record is from RefSeq and is a predicted model, not a curated record. Gene Ontology annotation, molecular function: RNA polymerase II cis-regulatory region sequence-specific DNA binding; DNA-binding transcription factor activity, RNA polymerase II-specific. Lineage: Eukaryota; Metazoa; Chordata; Testudines; Testudinidae.
AAGUGCUAUGGGGAGAAAGAGCCUGUGUCACGAACAGCAGCAGCUCUGGGGCUUGGUAAGGAGGGGGCUUGUGCAGUCACUUCCUCCCCCUCUCUCAAUUACCUGGAGUCUGUGGUUCAGGUGGAUGUCUGCAGAGCCCAUGGGGCUUCUCUAGGGGGCUAGAUCAAGCCUGAGCAAGGUGAGUGUUGCAGCCCGAGCUGGUAUUGAGGGACACAGGAAGGGGAUGGAAUAGCUGAUGGUGGCUGUAGCUCUGCACUAGGAGAAGGGAUGGGGAGGGGAGGCAGGAAGUGGGAUGGUAAGGAACUGAAGGGUCGGGGACUGCACAGCUCCUGGGUUUAAUUUCCAGGCUGCAGCACAGCCACAGCUGAGACAAUUACCUGCUCUCCCAGGGGAAGGGCACAGAGACAGGAAAAUGAGGGACUGAAAGGGCCAGGCGCGAGUGUCCAGGUGCCCAUCUCAUCCUGACGGUCUGCAGAAUAGCGGACACGUUUCCCUUUCCAUCGUCCCGCUCUGAUGAAGAUGGGAAAUGGCCACAGGAGAGACACUCAGGUGCUAGUGACCAUAAAGGAAGUGACAGUCUAUUGCACCAAAGGGCAGUAGGUACUUUUGGAUCCUCAUCAGACGGUCUUCUACAAGGAUGUCAUGCAGGAGAAUUACAAGACUCUGAUCUCCCUGGGUAAGGGCUUGUUCUCCUUCACUUAUGAGAAGGUUGCACUCUCCAUGAAGGACAUAGGUCAUUUUCUGGUCAGGGAUCUUCCCAAGUCCCUUAGAAUUCUGGGUAAUCAGUCCAAAACUGUGCGAGAGAGUGUGCCACAAUCCCACCUCUUCCUAGGGAAAAGAAGAUGCAGAAACAAUGGCAGAGCUAAUUUCCCCAAAGCCAGAGCUUGUACUGAGGGAAGAGAUAUUAUAUUUAUUUCUCCAGGCUCAUUUCUGUGCCUGUAAUCACUGUACUUCUCCACUUCAUUCUCGGAGUGUGUUCUGGACCCUCUGAGGGUUUAGUAAUGGGCAAGUGGCUUAAUGUUUGCAGCUCAGCUGCAUCACUGAGUCCUGCAAUGCGUGGGGCAGUCUGAACCUCUCUGGGUCACAUCUCCCACUGCCUUUCCCAAAGAGACUCAGCAAACUCUUUCCCAUCCAUUUUGAUAACACAAGCCCCAGUAAAGACAGACACUGGGUUUAAAAUCACAGAACAAUCUUUGUAACAAGUCUGGAUCUCCUGUUUUGCUUUUCUGUGAGCAGGAUUUCUGACACCUAAACCUGACAGGAUCUCCUGUACAGAACAAGAGGAAAAGCCAUGGGUCCCUGGACAGUAAGAUACCCUUGAUACCUAUACAGGUGAGGAGAAAACCCAAGUCAGAAAUCAAUCAUGAAUGAAAAAGAGAGCUGAAGUCUCACCCAAGCCAUUGUGAGCUCUCAUGUUUGUGCUUCAUUAAAUUCAAUACUAUCAACAGCUGGUUGGUCAUGUCCCUCACCGAUCUCCCAGAGGUCUUUCCAGAAGACAGUAAGUCCUCCCUUACUCAGACCGGAUGUUGGCACUGCAAUGCUCUCUCCUCUGGAGAAGGGAUUUAAAAGAAAUUGGCUCCUGAAUUUCAGUCUGAAUUAAACCAGACCAAAGAUCGUGAUGAACCCUCAGUUCCUUUUCUCCUGAACACUGAGAACGAGGGUGUCUGAUUUUUUUCAGCAGACGUUUGGAUUGUGAGUGAGAGUGCAGAGAAUCUUCAGCAGAAAGGAUCUGUGCGAGGGGAACCAGAUGGAACAAUUUCAGGGAGAUCCAAAGAGACCGUUUCCCAGAAUCCUGAUCAAGAAAGAGCCUGUGAGUUGUAACUGCCCAGAAAGACAGUGGGUAAGACCUCCAGGAGGGAGAGAGUAAAUCCAUUCACCUCACAAACAUCAAAGGCACCAAUGUCCAUCAGUGCGCUGUCUCCACAGGCAGUCAAUGAACACUAAGUGUUGUGAGAAAAGGUACAGCAGGGGCUCAGGCCUCAAUGGCUGCCAAAGAACCCCAAUGGGAAAGAAAUCCUAUUCAUGUGCAGACUGUGGGAAGGUCUUCAGCUGGAGCUCAGCCCUGAUCACCCACCAGAGAACGCACACGGGUGAGAGACCCUACAAGUGCCCUGCCUGCGGGAGAGGCUUCAGCCAGAGCUCCAACUUGGUAAGACAUCACCGCACCCACACUGGGGAGCGGCCCUAUGAGUGCGGUGAGUGUGGGAAGAGCUUCCGCCUCAACUCCCACUUCCUCAAGCAUCAGCGCACCCACGCCAAGCCCUACCCCUGUGAGGUCUGCCAGAGAGGCUUCCACAGCUCCUUGGCCUUGGGCAGGCACCAGAGAGCCCACACGCAGGAGCAAUGCUACACCUGUGCAGACUGUGGGAAGAGAUAUCGGGUGCGCUCGGCACUGGCCCAGCAUCGCAGGAUGCACACAGGGGAGAGGCCCUUCCAGUGCUCCAACUGCGGGAAGGGCUUCAGCCAGAGCGCCAACCUGCUCACGCAUCAGCGGGUCCACACUGGCGAGCGGCCCUUCCAGUGCACUGAGUGUGGGAAACGCUUUGCUGUCAGCUCCCACCUCAGCACUCACCGGAGGAAUCAUCGUGUGGAGCGGCCCUGCCAGUGCACUGACUGCGGAAAAGGCUUUGCCAACCCUGCCAAGCUACUCGCCCACCAGAGACGCCACACAGGGGAGCAGCCCUUCCAGUGCCCUGAGUGCGGAAAGUGCUUCAGUGACAGCUCCCUCCUGGUGAAACACCAGCGUAUCCACACAGGGGAGCGGCCCUUCCAGUGCCCCGAGUGUGGGAAGAGCUUCAACCGGAACCUGACCCUGCUCAGACACCAGAGAGUGCACACCGGAGAGAGGCCUUACAUCUGCCCUGCCUGCGGGAAGGGGUUCAGCCAGAGCUCCCACCUCAACACUCACCAGAGAGUGCACACAGGGGAGCGGCCCUACAAAUGCCCCACCUGUGGGAAGGCCUUCAGCCAGAACUCCAACCUGAUCCGACACCAGAGGAACCACAAGCACCAGGACACACUGUAACCAGCUCAUCAGAACUUGCCUCACACAAGAGAAACCUGCACAGGCACACACUGUGGGAAAAAGCUUCAAACAGAGCUCAGACCUUACAAGACACCAGAGAAGCCAUGUGGGGAAGGAAGCAAUGGCUGUCAGACAAAUCAAGCCCUACCAUUUGAACAGUGCAGAGGAAGUGCUGGAAGCAGCAAGCUGUGCACUAUAGGGAAGUGACCACUUGCUGAUAUUUUUGGAUGGAGUAGAGGGAAGCACAAGGUGACAAAAAGAGGGGGAUAAAUCUGAUAAAUCUACAGGCGUUUGAAAGGGAUCCAUACCAAGGGCAGAGAGAACUUAUUUAGUGUUGCAUGACAGAUGCAGCUAACAGUAGCAGGAUGAAAUUAAAAGGGGAAGCACUUGUUUUAAAAAGUUAUUGACAGGACUAUGUAUUAUUGAGCAGCUGGAUAAUACCCCCAGAAAGCAAUGGUAGCUUCCUCAUUUGGGACUUUUUAAAUGUGUUUUAUAGGUUAAUUUACUGUAGGGAGACAGGGAGAUGGAUCAGAUGAAUUAAUGAGUCCUUUCUACCUCUGAUGUCUCUGAUUCUCUCAAAGGAAUGAACAAAGGCAAAGGUGUUAAAAAUUUUGGUGGCAAAGGGAAGGUGAAUUAAUUUUAAUCUCAAGCCUAUUGAAUAACCCAACCUAUCCCUAAAACAUAUUAUCUAUUGAUACUGGAGACAUGAUUCCUGCCAUCCUUCUCUCCAGAACAAUGGGGUAAGCCAUCUUGUUUAGACCAUUUCACUAACCUAUUCAGUGCUGGUAUUUUUAUUGUAAAGCUAAGUGAUAUCAGAGACCAGAACAGAAUGCAAAUAAGUUCCCCUGUCUCUCUUAAGAGGAGUAAGAAUUUAAGGUUUCCCAAUUUUAAGCCCAGAUAUGCAAAUUAGACAGAACUUGAAGACAGGAAGGUAUCUGAGGACUAACGCCACAGAUGCUACAGUCCUUACCCUGCCAAGAGGAGCAUUACCUAGCAACAAAAUCAUCAGUUAAUUGGAAAGGAGAAAUAACUGGACAAAAUUACAGCAAGAUUGUGUGGAUUGUGAGUGGUAUAAAAAGGACUUUCCAUACAAAUUGCACAGAUUGAAAAAGAAACACUAACAUAGGAGCAGUCUGGUUCACUGAUACUAUUUUAUAAUUCUCUUCAGUUAGUUCUGUCUUUUGAAAUGUUUCCACUGCUUUCUGCACUGUGAUUUUACUAUCUGAAUUGUCGCUGUACAUCUUAACUCUUCCCCCCACUCCUCAAAGACAGACCAAGUAUUUCCAGGAACAAGAACCCUCCGAUUUUACUAAAGCAGCCUAGACAUGAAAUUAUCAGCAUCCGUAGACCGUUUCUUAUUUAUGCACAUCAAUCUUUUUUUCAAGCAGUGUCUCGUAUUGGUAUCCUAGUAACAGUAUACUUACAAAAUGCAUUGUUUUGUUCACCAUUAAUGGCCUGUGCACUCAGGAGAGAGCCAAAGGAAAGCUAUGAAUUUGUAUGUUGUGUGGCGAAGUACCUUCUUCUCCUCAGCAGGCUCAGUCCUUUUUAGCCUUGGAGACACAGGCCUGGGCAAAGCAAAUCCUUCUAGGUAGCACAGGGUCUGGCUAUUCCUUACCUCAGUCCGUCCCUUGUGCUGGUUUUCUCCCCUUCUCGGGACAGAGGGCAGCCUUCCUUGCUGGAAGGGUUCAGAGCCCUUGCUGCACCUUGCUUACUAGCAGCUUCCCUGCUUUUCUCACCCCUCCUCCCCCCUUCUACACAGGGGGAGGGUUUAAAAAGGUCUCAAGCAGUUGGAGCCAUCUGAACCUAAUUAGUUCCCUGGUAAUUCCUUUUCCAGCUGAACCUUAUGGUUAUCCCCAUGGUUCUCUCUCAGUGGACUGGGAGAGGACUUUUAACCCCCUGGGACGAAUUACUACCCCCUCCUUUGUAGCUGUUUGUCCUGGGUUUGCCACAGUUGACAGCAACAAAAUGAAUUUGGGAAGGAUUAAAUCCAUACAUUUACUGGUCCCUCGUUCUCCUAGGCUGGUAUUUCUGUUUGCUCCAAUUUAAGUGUUCGUUCCAGCAGCACAGUGUCCUCCACUGCAAAGAGGCACAGAGUGUGCUAGAAACGUAGGUCACUGGGCUUUCAAUCUGCAAACCAUUCCAAACUCAGGCAUGUCACUAGAAUGUUUUGAGGGAAACAAAAUCUUUUUUUUUAUUACUUUGCCAUGUUCCUUUACAAUGAGAAAUCAACCACCAUUUUUUCAGUGCCUGAUGAGUGAAUUAGAGGAGCAUUGUGAUGAAUGAGACUGACCAAGCAUGUCACACUCUGGGCAUCUGAAUCCUACUUUUGUGGGAAACUGCUCUAUUGUAAAUAACCCCAUUACUAUUUUCUCAGCAAAGGGCUAAGAUAAGGGCCAUCUGUCAGGGCUGACCCAGUCUCUUCUAAACACACAAAUGAUUAAGGAAAGCAGGAAGGAGGUGAAUCUAUUCCAUGGGGAAGGGGGCACUUCAUCAAAAAAGCUUUCCUAGAUCCAACAGGAAAACAUUCUCCUCCUAAAGAACCCAAAUCAUUGCACCAUUGGACGGAUCUUGAAAGUCACAAUUAAUUAGAAUCAGGUACUGUAAGUUACUUCAGUAUGGAAAGUUACUUUCAUUUUUUGGGGAGUAGACACUAAAACCAUUUUUUCUGCUUCCUCUCUGUGCAUUAGGCUGAAAAAUACAGGUAUUGGCAUUAUUUCCGUGAAUCACAUUUUUGAACUUGCUCUCUCCUAAGAGUUAUAUUUCAAUCUACAGGAUUUGCCCAGCCUUACUUACAUUAGUGUAACAUUCAGGGCAUAAUAGAGCAUACUUUCAUUUUUUCCGCUCUGAAAUACUCCUGGAACUUGUUUCUAAUGUAAAAUUUCUGGGUCGAUCCUGCAUCCUGGGCUUCCGGUCACUGGGAGAAGACAGCUGACAGAGCAGGAAACUGAAAAAGCAAAAGGGGAAGAUUAAAAAAGAAAAGGGGUUUG